Molecule: messenger RNA, 1736 nt
Organism: Cydia fagiglandana
Lineage: Eukaryota; Metazoa; Arthropoda; Insecta; Lepidoptera; Tortricidae
Gene: Swim
Product: tubulointerstitial nephritis antigen
Exons: 9
Coding region: 173-1483 (436 amino acids)
Biological process (GO): proteolysis
Cellular component (GO): lysosome
Molecular function (GO): cysteine-type peptidase activity
Source: RefSeq, a predicted model, not a curated record
AGUAUUAUACUCAGUGGACAAAACCAUUACAAAGCAUGUAGCUUUAUUAAUAUACUGUUCGUAAAUGCUUAAUAUAAACAUUAUCGUGAUUUAAAUGACUAUUUAUUUGUAUUAGUAAAGAUUUACAUUGUUUUAUAAAUUGGUCUGGCUGGCUGUGUUAAUUAGUGUUACCAUGACGAACAUAUGCAUAUUAGUGUUGUGCGUUCUGGGCUCGGUGGCGGCGUACACGGGCCCCGACCUGCCGGAGGGCCCGUUCUGCGGCAAGACCCGCGAGUGCUGCCGCGACCGCCGCGACUCCUGCGCGCACAGGAUACUCGACACGUUGUGCUACUGCGACGAGUUCUGCGACUUCAAUCGAGCGCACGACGACUGCUGCCCCGACUACCUGCCCGUGUGCCGCAACCAGACCGCGGAGCCGGGGCUCAUCCUGCAGCCGUGCCGGCACCGCGGCCAGCUGUUCCUGCCCGGCCAGACCCGCGCAGACAACUGCAACACUUGCGAAUGCGUCCACGACGAGAGGACGAAGAAGACGGAGUGGUCGUGCGAGCGCGACGCAUGCCUGAUGAGCGACGACGUGGUGUACGGCGUGAACCAGCCGGGCCUGGGCUGGCGCGCCUACAACUACUCGCAGUUCUACGGGAAGAAGCUGAAGGACGGGCUCACUUACAAGCUGGGCACGCUGCCCCUGAGCCCCGAGACGCAGCGUAUGCUACCCAUCGAGUACGACUCGGACGCGCCCCUGCCCGACAGCUUCGACGCCCGGCAGCGCUGGCCCGGCUACAUCACUCCCAUCGUCGACCAGGGCUGGUGCGGCUCUGACUGGGCCGUGUCCAUCGCCUCCAUCGCGUCAGACCGAUUUGGCAUAAUGUCGAACGGCGCCGAAAGCCUGGUGCUGUCCCCGCAGACGCUGCUGUCGUGCAACCGGCGACACCAGCGCGGCUGCGGCGGCGGCAACAUCGACGUGGCGUGGAACUUCGCGGGCGAACACGGAUUGGUAGAAGAAAAAUGCUUCCCAUACACGGCUAAAACCGAGAGAUGUCCUUACCAGCCGCAUGGGGAUUUGAUCCAAGAUGGGUGUCGGCCGAAGGACCCGCGCCGCACGUCGCGCUACAAGGUGGGCCCGCCCUACCGCCUCGUCAAGGAAGAGGACAUCAUGUACGACAUCAGGGAGUCAGGCCCCGUUCAAGCUGUGAUGACAGUGUACCAGGACUUCUUCCACUACCGGGACGGCAUCUACCGGCGCAGCCGCCACGGCGACAGCAAGCUGCAGGGGCUGCACAGCGUCAGGAUCGUGGGCUGGGGCGAGGACCGCCAGGAAAAGUUCUGGAUCGUGGCGAACAGCUGGGGCACCGACUGGGGUGAGAACGGAUACUUCCGCAUCGCGCGCGGCUCCAACGAGUCCGGCAUCGAGUCGUUCGUGGUCUCCGCCUUCAGCGACGUGACGUCCGCGUUCCUGCGCCCGUCCGUCCGCCGCACCACAUAACAGAGGGGCCAACUCAUCACGCCGCUGUGUGUCGUCACACGCCCCUUUCAAACGUCCAGGGGUAUCGUGUGGUUUAAUUUUACGAAGUCAUUGGGUAGGUUUUGAUCUGUUGUACUGUUGUGGAUUCAAUGCUGUCUAGCGAGUAUAUCAUGGUAAUUCUGUAUUCAGCGCCAUCUACCAGCUCGCGACAGUAUUCUUUCAAUAUUGAUUUUAACGCUCUUUAGGGCGGUGUACAUUUCAUCUUCUUCAUGUA